AUGAAAAGCAUUUGUAUAGAAAUUUUUAUAUUUAUUGCGCUAUCUUUUACUCUUUUCUCAGUUCAAGGUCAGAUUCCACAAUGCUUUCCAAAUGGACUCACAUUGAAUAUUACUGAAGACCAACCAGUUUCCAGCACAGUUUAUAAAUUAAAUUGUACUGAUCCCGAUGGCGACUUACUUUCAUACUUUCUGGAGGCCAGAGGAAACACAUUUAAUAAAUUUAGAAUUAAUGAUCAAGGCGAGCUGAAACUCAAUAAAUUUCUUAAUGCUGAUUUUGUAUUUAAAUACAAUCUACACAUUGUAGUCAGUGAUGACAGUUUCAGUCAAUUCAGUACAUCAGUGUUAAUUGGUAUAUUAGUCAUUAAUAUAAAUGACAAUGAUCCUGUAUUCAAAGACUUACCAAAUAAACUGAAUAUUCGUGAAAACACCACAAUUGGAACCAAACUAUUUUCAUGCUCAGUUAAUGAUAAAGAUUCUAAACAGGGGGCAUUGGCUGGCAAAACUCGUGUUGGUCUUGUCAAACCAUUUUCCCAAGGAGCUAGACGAUGGGUAGUAGAUCAAGAAACUUGUGAUUUCUACCUCAAUACGCUGUUGGAUUAUGAGAAUAAAAAGGGUUACGUAGUUGGUCUGGUAGCAUAUGAUUUAGAUCCAGACAAACCAAGAACCGUCACGGCCAGUGUUUCUAUAUACGUUCUAGAUAUCAAUGAUAACUAUCCCAUAUGUAAUGAACAUUAUAAAAUAAUAAAUAUACCUGAAGAUCAACCAGUGGGAUCCAUUGUUACUAUGAUCAAUUGUACAGAUAAGGAUGCAUUAGAGAAUGGAAAGGUGUAUUACAAGAUUGGAGAUAACAACACACAAGUUAUCCAAGAUAGUUUUACCAUUACACCGAAUGGAGAAAUAAAACUGAUAAAAGCUGUAGAUUAUGAACUGUCACCAUUCUAUGAUAUAGAUAUUUAUGCCUAUGAUGGAGGAGAACCGUCACUAACCACGACUGUUAUAGUAGGUGUUGUUUUAUCAGAUGUUGAUGAUAAUAUACCUACGUGGCAGGAGAAACCAAUUUCUCAAACUGUUAUAGAGACAACACCACUGGGUACGGUGGUAUUUGUGUUGACUGCUUCAGACGCCGAUGAAAUAGGUACUGCUGCUUCUAUUGUAAAAUAUGGUAUAAAAGCAAGACCUGAUCCGGACUGGUUCGAAAUAGAUCCCGACACAGGCGGGGUGUAUGUGACUGGUAUUAUGAAUUGGUUGACAGCAUCAUCAGUACAGAUGGAAGUAUUUGCGUAUUCAUCAGAUAAAAAAGAUGAUUAUAAUACAGUAACAGUCAAUAUAUCUUUAACUGAUGAAAAUAACAUAGCACCUGUAUUUGAUAAGGUCUUCUACCAAGGUAACAUUUCGGAAGCUGAUCCAGUGGAUACGGUCCUGUUUACUGUAAAGGCUACAGAUGCCGAGUUUGGUUCUAAUGGACAAGUUAAUUAUAAAAUGGAUUCAACGUAUUUCAAAGUAGACUCCAUAACUGGGGUGGUGUCUUUGAAAGCGCCAGUAGAUUUUGAGCAACGUACGGUAUUUUCGUUAAAUAUUGAAGCUCAUGAUAAUGGUGUUCCACAACAACGGGGCUAUACGUUCCUUUUGAUUAAUGUAAUACCAGUUAAUGAAUUUACACCACAGUUAACAGCGCCAACCACUCCUAUUGUAAUAAAAGAAGAUACAGAACCAGGAACACCUCUCUAUUAUUUCAAUGUAACCGAUGGUGAUGACGGAUUUGAUGGUUCUAUUACAUUUUCACUUCAAGAUCCACUUCUACCGUUCACGAUUGAGCCGAAGACAGGCAUUUUACGAGUCGGUAGCCCUCUUGACAGAGAAGACCGUCCUACUUACGAGCUCAUUGUCAUCGCAUCAGACGAUUCAGAAUCAAAUCCAAAGAGUUCCACGGCAAAUGUUAAUAUAAACCUUGAGGAUGUAAAUGAUAACAAUCCGAUAUGCGAACCCCUUUCAAACACUGUGGUGAAAAUUCCUCACCAGAUUGGCAGUGUUCUAGACACUAUUAGAUGUACAGAUAAUGAUAUAGGGUCAAACGGUGAAUUCACAUACAUAAAGACCGGUGGUGAUGAAUCAGAUUCCUUCGAGAUCGAUGCUUCAACAGGCGAGAUAAAACUAGUCAAAGAUCCCACGAAACAGUCUUACACACUCCGAAUUAUGGUUGAAGAUAGAGGAGAUCCUAAACUGAAAGUGGCCAUUGCGUAUAACAUUAUUGCUGAAUUAAGAUUUAAUUUUACCAACCUUCCUAACAUUACUUAUAUACCGGAAAAUACAGAACUAGCACAGUUGAUUUAUGAUGUGAAUGCCUGUUGUGCUUUUAGUUUAUCUCAAUAUGAGCUGGUGGAUGGAAAUCAAGACAACCACGUGGUAAUUGAUCCAGCCUCCGGAAAGAUCAUAUUAAUGCAGAGUUAUGAUCGAGAAAGAAAGGCAGAGUACAAUUAUAGAAUUAAAUCUACAUCUUUAGAUACAAACUCAACUACUGAAAAUUAUCUCCAAGUCAUUAUUGAAGAUUCCAAUGAUAAUGUACCUAAAUUUGAGACUGGUUUUAGAUAUAUAUCUAUAUUUGAGAAUGUUGCUCCAGGACAAAAUGUAAUUGAUGUCGUUGCUACAGAUAAAGAUGCUGGAAAAAACCAGGAACUAAUCUACGACAUCUCUCUGGGAAAUGUUGGCGGUGCUUUUGGUAUUAAUCAAGCAGGGGGUAUUUCAUUGGACAAAGCUUUAGACGCUGAGACUUUUAAUCAAUAUUCAUUGAUCAUAACUGCUACUGAUAAAGGUGAUGUUCCAUUAGUUGGCAGCAGCACCAUAGUUGUUGAUGUCAAAAACGUAAAUGAAUUCAAUCCCGAAUUUGUCAAUGUUCAGGAUGGGGUUAUCAAGACAAAUAUUUCCGAAGGAGAAGCUUUAGGUGCUAAAUUGUUCUCUUUAAAAGUCGAAGACAAAGACAUUAACACUCAGUUCAAAUAUUCGAUAAAAUCUGGAAAUUCGGAGCAAGCUUUUGUGUUGGAUGGAUCUACAGGAGAUAUAUUCUUAGCUAAAAUAUUAGACAGAGAAACAAAAGAUCAAUACAAUCUUACAGUUGGGGUUGAUACACAAAUUAAUGAAACCGCGUCAGCUGUAGUCGAAGUAAAUAUUCUGGAUAUCAAUGACAAUGAUCCUAAGUUUUUUCAAGAUGUGUACCAAUUACAGGUAACUCAUGAAGAUCCUGCUGAAACAGUGCUCACGACAUUUAUCAUUACCGAUAACGAUAUUGGUGAUAAUCAAAAUAUUACUAGUUUGGUCAUCACCGAUGGAGAUCCAAAUCAAUAUUUUAAGAUUGUGGGCAAACAACUCCGAACUAGUACACAAGUUAAUUAUUACAAUCAGAAAUUAUAUUCUCUAACCCUUAAAGCAACUGAUGGCGGUAUGUCACCACGAUCAGGGUUCACUCGUGUUGUUAUAAAUGUUUUACCGAAAUUCAAAGCACCUAAGUUCCUGGAAGAUUUCUAUCAAAAUCUGAUACGGGAAGAUAUACCAUCAGGAGAAACUGUUUUUGAUUUGGAUGCUACUGCCGAAGGAGGAAAAGAGGGUCCCUCUGGAACAAUACAGUAUAGUAUAAGAAAUGGCAAUGACGCUAAUGACUUUUACAUCUCGGACAACGAUGGUAUCGUAAGGAUAGCGUCAAAUUUGGACUUUGAAGGUAUAGAAUCGUACACUUUUAUCAUAGAUGCUCGAAGUAGGGAAGAUCCAUCACUUUCGUCAACAACCACACUUAAUAUAAACAUACAGAAUGUUAAUGACAAUACUCCGAUAUUUAAUCAAAGUGUAUAUACCUUGAAUAUGGAUGAAGAUGCUGGAAUAGGUGACACUGUAGGAACAGUGUUAGCUACAGAUUUAGAUAAACCACCUUUUAAUAAACGUUUCUAUAGUCUGGGUAGCAGUAGUGGAUCAAAUGAUUUCAGUAUAGAGACUGCUACUGGUAUAAUUAAAGUUGAUAAAAGUUUAGAUUAUAGAAGACAGAAUGUUUAUAAUAUACCAGUUACAGUAGAUAAUGGUGAUGGAGUGAGACAAGGGGAAGCUUUAGUUGUUAUUAAAAUUAAUGAUGUUAAUGAUAAUGCACCGACAUUUACACCAGAUAACAUAACGAUAAUUGUCAUCGAGUCUAUGGGAACUGGACAAACAUUCUAUACAGUGAAAGCAACGGAUAUUGAUACUGGAAUCAAUGGGGAUAUUAGAUACACCCUUGUAUCUGGUAAUACAGAUAACAGAUUAUCUCUUAAUUCAGACAGUGGUGCUUUGUCAGUUGCUUCGGAUCUCGAUCGAGAAACUUUGGAUGUUUUUAGUCUGGUUAUAAGGGCUGAAGAUAAGGCGACGACUGGUAUUAAAAGUGGAAUUUUAUAUGCUACUAUCGUGGUAUCUGAUGUAAACGACCAGGACCCUGCAUUCCAAAGUACAACUGAAGAUGCAAUAAUCAGUAGAUCAGAUCCACCAGGUACCUUGAUUAUUACAGUGCUAGCUACGGACAACGAUAUUGGGGAGAAUGCUGCCAUUGAGUAUACAAUAAGUAGUGGUAACAGUGAUGGUAUCUUUCUCAUUGGUACUGUUUCCGGGGAAAUCAAAACCUCUUCGAGUGUUGGAACAUCUGAUAACGAAUAUACCCUCGUAAUAACGGCUUCAGAUCAAGGAUUUCCGACAAGAUCUGCUACUAUGACGGUUAAAGUGCAAAUUCUCCCUUUUAAAGUUUUUGGACCAAGCGAUCAAUCUAUGGAAAUCCUUGAAGGAGAGCUGGCUGGCGCUGAACUUUCUGCAGUUACACCGAAGUCUGGACAUGAUCCAACAGCUAUUAUCAAAUAUAGCAUAAGUAAUGGCAACAUCAAAAAUAGUUUUGGCAUUGAUGAAAACAGUGGAAUGAUUCGAACAUUACGAGUGCUUGAUCGUGAAGAAUAUCCUGCAUUUCUCCUCACUGUUGACAUCAGUGAUAAUAAUGGAGUAAACUACACUAAAUCUUUGAACAUCACGGUGUUGGACGUCAAUGAUAAUGACCCUGUUUUUUCGAUAAGUUCUGUUUCUGUCAAUGUUGUAGAGAAUACACCACAGGGUCAGAUAAUAACUGGUUUUACCGUAUCGGAUGCAGAUAGUGGUGUUGGGGGAAAAACAGACAUAAGUAUUUCGGACACUCCAGUAUUGGCGAAAACGUAUUUUGAAAUAGAUGGGCGUUUCUUGAAGGUGAAAAAGCCCAUAGACUAUGAAACUAUUAAAACAAUGUCAUUCAAAGUCUUUGCUGUUGAUCAAGGUACGACAAAGCGUACUGGAAGCGUAGAUGUCACUGUGAACGUAAUUGAUGUUUUUGACAAUGAAGUUAUUGUGAAUGGGCCAGGAGAAUCGCCUUCAGUGUACAUUUCAACAGAAACAUCUUCAAGAGCAGCAAAUGGAGAGUCGGUUAUCAGACUAACCGGGAAAGAUUUUGGAUUUGAUACAGCUUCAGUCAAGUUUACUACAUUGAAUAGAGAAGGAAUUUUCGCUGUUGAUAUAAAUGGACAGGUUACAGUCGCGAAGUCGAAUCUGUUAGAACCAGAAUUAAAAUAUUUCGUGUGGAUAGUUGUUACUCAAGAAACAUCAGUCAAUAAAAGUAGUGUACUUGGAUUGUUAAGAAUUGAUACGUUUAACCCAAAUCAGCAUCUUGUUUCAUUGGAAUCAGAUAUGGAUGCUGAGUAUUUGCAACAAUAUAGAGACGAAAUGACACAGAGCUUAGAAACCUAUUUCCAACAAGAAGAUGUUCCUAAAAUGUGGAAAAUAAUACCAUAUGGAUCCACAACAUCACAAUCUCGUCGUAAAUUGUUAGCAACAAGCUCUGAAGGAUUAGUUUAUGUUAUGAAAGGACCAGUAUCUAAUGACAUUGCCGAUGUUGAUGAAAAGAGAACUUUUAUGCCCAUGAACACCAUGUUAGAGACAUUAAGAAUGGUUGCCGAACAGGAUACACCCCAUCCAUCACUACCCACUUCUAAUUAUCUAGUUACGGCAGUAAAUGGAUAUUAUAUACCUGAUCCACCAGUAGCAGAAGAAGACAAGGAUCCCGCAUUUGCAAGUUCAUUAGAUGGUUACAUAACUUUUGCCAUGUUGGCUCUGUUAUUAUUACUUAUUUUACUCAUCAUUUUUAUCUUCUGUUGUUAUAAAAAGAAGAAGCGCGAACAAAGAAGACACAAUGAAUCUGCAGAAAGUUUAGUUACGGAACCGGUUGGAUCCCAAAGAAGUCAUGACUUCAGAAAAAGGAGCAAUCUGGCUCCAACACUGGCUUCAUUUGGUAAUCAAUCAACGAACAAGAAUACAAGAGCAUCACAAGCUCUAGGAGUUCAAGGUGUAGCUGUUCCAUCAAGAGACAGAAAUGACAGACAUAUUGGUGCUUUGAGUGAUAUCAACCCAAUAUUAACUCCAGUAGAAAUUCAAGCAGGUAAACCCUCGGCAGCAUUUCCACAAGAUGAUUCGCCACUACGUGGUGGAAAAUUAACUCCUCUUACCAAAUUUGAAGAGAAGAAGGCUGAUAUAAUAGAUCCAAAUAAAACUGGACCUACAAGUCACCCUGAAGGUAUCGUUAGGACUAAUGCUCCUGUAGUACAUAGAGGAAAAGAAUAUGAUGGUGUUGGUUUUGAUACGGGUGGAGAAGCCAAACAAUUGUCAGUACCAUCAUCUUCAAAUGAUACUGUUGCCAUUUCGGCUGUUCCUGGUAGUAAAACUUUUCCAGUGAAAGAAAACAGGCAGACGGCCGAAAGUUGUCAAGCUUUUCAAGAAUCCAUAUACUCUCAGGGUACCUUUAUAUCUUGUCAAUCUCCAGAAUCCUCAAUCUGCUCAAAAGAGGAGACCAACAAUCAGUCAAAUCUACCUGAAACGAGUGGCUCUGCUAUCUUCAAUGAUUCAACCAUCCCAGAACCAAGCGAUUCGAAGGGUGAUAAUUUAUCUCGGUCUUCCCAAAGCAAUAAUUUAGACGAAAUUUCCACCUCGUCUGAACCAAUUGAAGCAUCUAUCCCAGUAUUAAAUGACCCAGAAAAUAACUUGCUCAACAAUAACCACAGCAUACCCAAGAAGAAAUCUAAUAAGAUUUUCCCAAAAAGGAAGGUAUUGCCACAUAAGUUACAACCAAUUACUGGACAAAAAUCUGACGUUCGUUCAUCGUCUAAAGUUACCCAUAACUUCAACAAGAAAACCAACGAGUCUUCGGUUGACAGGUUUAAAAUUAACUAUCCCAAAAAAGGAACAGAAAAUAACAUGAAAGGCGCACAAUCUGCAGUAACAGGAGUUGAGGUUGAUAACAAAGUGCCCAGACAAGCAUCCGAAAGAGUAUUUAAGCCAAUUCCUAACUAUGCUAUUCCUAACUAUAACAGAGAUAUUAAGCGAUACCCGGCCUGGAGAGACCCAAUUUCCGUUGACCCAUUUUAUUCGAAUUGGGUUUCUAGUGUCACUCGUAAACCCAAAGAUACUAGCAACUUCGAAAAACUUAUGGAUUUCUCUUUUGUCGACGAAGAAAGGAUGGCCAACAAUAUCACCGACACUAAACUUGGAAAGUAUGAAAAUGACAUAAUCUCUGAAGAUGAAUCUGAUCAUUUAUCAGAUGCAAUCACGGAUACCACUUCCAUUGAGAACGAAAAUAUCAGUAUAAUCAAUCUUCCAUUGGUACUACACAAGAAAAAUCCGAUAACAAUAUCAGAGUACACAGCCCACAUAUCAUCCCAAUAUCCACCCCAUCUUCGACGUCAUCCAGCUUUUGUGAAUUCACAAAAUCCUGAAUCACCCAAACUACCAUCCUUAGCUGAUAUGGAUGAUAAAAAACAACAGCGGUAUGCAUAUAAUACUAGAAGUGGUAGUACAUUAUGGGAAGAUAAAGAUCAUAAUUUUGGACAAGGAAGGUUGGGGAAGACUAAAAAGAAGCCGACGCCAAACUUAACUGUAGUUAGUGAAGCAAAGCAAGACUAUACGCCGAACCUAAAUAUGCAACGCUCUAUCAGCGUGCGUUCUCCAGAUAUAUAA
Molecule: messenger RNA, 8028 nt
Organism: Lottia gigantea (owl limpet)
Lineage: Eukaryota; Metazoa; Mollusca; Gastropoda; Lottiidae
Exons: 21
Coding region: 1-8028 (2675 amino acids)
Biological process (GO): homophilic cell-cell adhesion
Cellular component (GO): plasma membrane
Molecular function (GO): calcium ion binding
Source: RefSeq, a predicted model, not a curated record